AUGGCAGUUUUCAGAAUAUGUGAUCCGAAUCAAUAUAUGGUGACCACAGGAGCUUUUAUUAAAGAUCUCAAAAUAAGCAAAAAGGGAUGGGUAUAUCCUGGUCAACGAUACGAGUUCUUUGAUAUCACCCCGGUCAAUUAUACGCUGGAUCUUCAAGCGAUGAGCGCUGAAAAACUGGAAUUCAAUUUACCAGCAGUGUUCACUAUCGGGCCGAAAGACGACGAAGAAAGUCUAAUUCGAUAUGCGAGAUUAUUGGCUACCAAAAACGCGAAAUCCGAUCAAGUUGUCGUAAUCAUACGAGGUAUUAUUGCAGGUGAAACAAGAGUUAUUGCGGCUGGAAUGACUAUGGAAGAAAUUUUCUUGGAGAGAAAGCAAUUUAAAGAACAUGUAAUUAAAAAUGUUCAAGCUGAACUCGACCAAUUUGGCCUUUAUAUUUACAACUGUAAUGUUAAACAGUUGCAAGAUACUCCCGGCUCUGAAUACUUCAAAUAUAUUCGUAUGAAAACUCAUGAAGGUGCCGUAAAUCAAGGAAAAGUCGAUGUAGCCGAAGCACGUUAUCGAGGUAACGUGGGUGCCAAAGAACGAGAAGGCAAAACACGUCGUGAAAAUGCACAAAUUGAAGCAGAAACAAAGAUUCUUGAAAAUGAGCAGAAUGUUGCAAUAGCUGAAACUGAGAUGAAUUUAGCCACAAAGAAAUCAGUGUUUGAACGGCAAACCAAAAUUGCUGCUAUUGAAGCUGAUAAAGCUGCGAAAAUACGUCAGUCAGAACUUCAGGCAGAAGUCGAAAAACGUCGUAUGGCGUCCGAGACGGAACGGUUACGUGUAGCGUUAGUAGCGAAAGCUCAAGCGGAGAAAGAAGCUUCGAAUGCUAUAGCUGAUGCGGCACUUUACACAAAACAAAAAGAAGCUGAAGCAGAAUUGUAUAAGAAGCAAAAGGAGGCUGAAGGUCUUUUUGCUUUAUAUAAUGCUCAAGCUAAUGGUGUGGAGAAUCUUAUGUCGGCUUUUGGUGAAGAUACAGCUUCGGCGAUUCAGUAUAUUAUGAUUGAACGCGGACUCUUUACACAAUUAGCUAAAGAGAAUGCGGCAGCAGUAAAAGGGUUGAAUCCACAAAUAACUGUAUGGAAUACUGAUGGUCAGGGUACCGCUAAUAAUCCAGUAGCUAAUCUUAUACAAAGUCUCCCUCCACUGCUUUCAACUAUCCAAGAUCAAACUGGCAUCUCGCCGCCAUCGUGGCUCGCUGACAUGUCAAAGACCAAUCCAGCACCUAAAACUGGCCGUCAUUUAACGUUAAUUUUUGAGUUUUCAACAAUGAAAUCUUAA
Molecule: messenger RNA, 1320 nt
Organism: Ambispora gerdemannii
Lineage: Eukaryota; Fungi; Glomeromycota; Glomeromycetes; Archaeosporales; Ambisporaceae
Source: the annotation of a GenBank genome assembly